Molecule: messenger RNA, 555 nt
Organism: Colletotrichum graminicola M1.001
Lineage: Eukaryota; Fungi; Ascomycota; Sordariomycetes; Glomerellales; Glomerellaceae
Exons: 1
Coding region: 1-555 (184 amino acids)
Molecular function (GO): protein binding
Source: RefSeq, a predicted model, not a curated record
AUGCAAUGCGCCCUUGGGACGGCGGUACUAGGGUUGAAUGAGACCAACGUCGACUACUUCGAGCAUGACGACUUCGUGGUAUCCCCCGGACACCAACCUGUCGAGUUGAAUGGCAAAUCGGCCGAGUCCGAGCACCCCCUCCACAUGGCGGUGCUGCAAGGCUCCCGAAAGAUUGUUCAUCUGCUCCUGAAGCAUGGAGCCAACUGCAACGCCAAGGAUGGCCGGGGUCUAACGCCCCUGAUCCAUGCCAUCAUCAAGGAACAAGAAGACAUUGUGGAUAUGCUGCUCUCCCAUGGUGCUCAGAUUCAAUUGGUCGACAAUCACUUCCAACGGUCUCCAGUUCACUGGACAGUGCUGAAGCGUCAAGACCGCCUCUUGAAGGUCGUGAUGAAGCAUUGUCAGCAAAAUGUGGACAUUAUCAACGCUUACGAUAUCGAAGGGAAGACGCCGUUACAUAUCGCUAUAAACCUAGGAUGGGAUGCGGCAGUGGAGAUGCUGCUGGACGCCGGAGCCGACGUAAGCGCACCAACCAAGCCUUUGGGGGACGGUAAUUAG